CCACUUAAAAACCCUAAAAAUAUAAUAAAACAAAAAGGGAUGAGAAUGAGAGAAUAAGCGCAAAGCAAACAAAGUAGUAAAGCCUCUUCUUGCUUUCCUCUCCUCCAUCAUCCUAGCUCCUCUUUUUCCUUUACUUUCUUCGAUCUCUGGUAUUCCCCUUAGUGCGAUUCUACCUCCACCUUCUCCCUAAAGACCCAUCAAACUUUACAAAAAAGAAAAAAAAAACAAAAGGAUUGAAGAGCACCAUGGUUUUCUCUUCUAUUCCGGUCUAUUUAGAUCCUCCCAAUUGGCAGCAGCAACAACAAAAUCAACACCAAGCAAAUGGAAGUAACAGUCCUCAUGAGCUGCUUCCGCCGCUGCCUCAGCCGCCACAGGCCCCUCACGUGGGGGUUGAAUCCGAGCAAAUCCGGUCCGGUCUGAUGGCGGAUCGGGCCAAGAUUCCGGCACCGGAAGGAGUUCUGAAGUGUCCUCGGUGUGAAUCCACCAACACAAAGUUUUGCUACUUCAACAAUUACAGCCUCUCUCAGCCAAGGCACUUCUGCAAGACAUGUAGGCGUUAUUGGACAAGAGGUGGUGCUCUCAGGAACGUUCCUGUUGGUGGAGGAUGCCGUAGGAACAAAAAGAACAAAAGGUCUCGCUCCAAAUCUCCGGUUUCUACUGAGAAACCAUCACUUCCCAAUAAUACAAGUGCAAUCCCUGAGCUUAUUGGUCGUUUCCCACAACCUUUCAUGGCCUCUCUUCAGAGUAUGAACCGCUAUGGUGUAGGGAUUAACACAGGUGUUAACUUGCGUGAGAUUCAAGCACAGAACGCUUCUCAAAUGGAGUUUCAAAUUGGAGGUCUUGGCAAUGGUUCAAGUGUUGCUACUGCAGGAGGAGGAGGAGGAGGAGGAGGAGUGGAGCAGUGGCGGUUUCAGCAGUUUCCUUUCUUGAAUGGUUUUGAGUCAACUUCAGCUGCUUCUAAUUCCUACCCUUUUCAAAGUGAAAUUGUUGAAGGUUUGGUUGGAGAUAUUAAUGCCACAAGUUCUAGGAUUACUCAGCUGCCAGCACGGGUUAAAAUGGAAUAUAACGGUGGCUUGAAUUUGUCAAGAUCUCCUUUGAAUGUCUCAGAAAAUAGUAACCAUUGCUAUUCAUGGACGGAUUUAUCUGGUCUUGCAUCUUCUUCAGCGAGUCAUCUCUUGUAACUUUGACCUCUCAUAUGGGUUAGUAGCCACAAAAAUUUAAGGGUUUUGGUGCUGUUAUUUUUUGAUCAAUAAUUGAAUGAGUUUCCAUUUUAUGAAGCUCUCUCUCUCCCUUUCUCUUGGCAUGUUUAAACUCAUUUAUUUAUCGAUCCAAAAAAUAUUUGUACCAAUAAACUCUUAGAUUUAUAUAUCCGGGUUAGAAUGACAGCUCUCCAAUGUCGUUCCACCGUCUUCACGCGUCAGUGUUGUUAACAGAAAUCCAAUCAGGCUGGUAGAAUUUAAUCUUCAAUUGUAUAUUUUUCUUAUCAUUGGUUUGUUUAUGUUUUUGCAUCGAGUCAAGUUUCUUUUGUGUUCUUUUUGGCUUUCUUUGAACAACAGUGUGUGCAUGUAUUAUGUUUUGUUUGUUUAUGCGAUAUCAUUUGGGCAA
Molecule: messenger RNA, 1605 nt
Organism: Glycine soja
Lineage: Eukaryota; Viridiplantae; Streptophyta; Magnoliopsida; Fabales; Fabaceae
Product: dof zinc finger protein DOF3.6-like
Exons: 2
Coding region: 246-1181 (311 amino acids)
Biological process (GO): regulation of DNA-templated transcription
Molecular function (GO): DNA-binding transcription factor activity; DNA binding
Source: RefSeq, a predicted model, not a curated record